Molecule: messenger RNA, 1128 nt
Organism: Stegodyphus dumicola
Lineage: Eukaryota; Metazoa; Arthropoda; Arachnida; Araneae; Eresidae
Product: soluble guanylate cyclase 88E-like
Biological process (GO): nitric oxide-cGMP-mediated signaling; response to oxygen levels; cGMP biosynthetic process
Cellular component (GO): guanylate cyclase complex, soluble
Molecular function (GO): heme binding; oxygen sensor activity; nitric oxide binding
Source: RefSeq, a predicted model, not a curated record
CUGGCAUUGGAUAUUUCCGCUAGUACUUUUAUAAACUGUUGUAUAAAGUAUUUCAUUUAACUGAUGUUACCAGGAUUUUCCAUUAAAAAUUGUUAAAUUAAACUAAAACCUUCUUUUGUAGGUUCUGGGUGUGACAGAAAAGGAGUUCCUAGAAGGUAUGGGGGUCUACUUCGUCUCCUUCGUCGGUCACUACGGCUAUGAUAGAGUUCUCUCCGUUCUCGGUCGGCAUAUGAGGGACUUUCUGAAUGGCUUGGACAACCUACACGAGUAUCUGAAAUUCAGCUACCCCCGAAUGAAAGCGCCAUCUUUCUUCUGCGAGAGGGAAACCUCCUCAGGUCUAACACUCCAUUAUAGAAGCACCAGAAGGGGUUUCUUAUGGUAUACCAUUGGACAGAUCAAGGAAGUGGGACGGCAUUUUUACAACACCGCUGUGGAUGUACACGUAUUGAGCCACGAGAGCUCUGUGGGUGCUAUUCAUGUCAUAAUGCAGCUGUCUUUCGACAACAGAGCUUUUCAGCUGGAAGAGAACCGAAACACGCAGCGCAUCGACCGCAUCAUGUUACCCAUCAAGGCUUUUCUCUUCCUUGAAAUCUUCCCAUUCUGCCUCGUCUUUGACUCUGGUCUUUACAUCAAGACUAUCGGCAAGAGUCUGCGAGCCAUCAUGCCGGAUAUCGCCGGCCGGAAGUUGCCAGAAGUCUUCGAUCUUACCAGGCCGCUUAUUGAAUGUACCUGGGAAGCAAUUCUAGUCCAUUCGAACAACAUUUUUGAACUAAGUUCGGUGCAACCAAUAAGAAAUCAUGACAGCAAUGGUAAUCAGCUACCGGGACCUGACGAUUCCGAAGAAGACGACAACGAUGACGUCAGUGAGUACGUCUCUAGAUUGGUGGAAUUUCCUUCUUGGCUCAAGUGACCAAUUUCAGUCAAAAAAAAUAGUUAAAUAAAUAAAUAAACUUAUCUUAAUAACUAAUGACUUUCAACCUUUGGUGUUGGUCUGAACUGAAAUGCAUUCAUGCAUUUUUAUCUUGGAUCUUGGAUCAUAUCUUUACUGCUGGCUUUAGCUACUAGGAGCUCUUACCAGUAUAUUAUCAUUUUACCAUAGGCCAUAAAGUUAAAAAUUUAAGAGGUGUA